Cylindrotheca closterium is the source of this 3777-nucleotide messenger RNA. The record is from the annotation of a GenBank genome assembly. NCBI's taxonomy places the organism in Eukaryota, Bacillariophyta, Bacillariophyceae, Bacillariales, Bacillariaceae.
AUGUCUGAGAACAGCGAAACUAUGAAAGUGCUCAUGAAUGGAGAUACGUCGUCCGAGGUGGAAACGGACCACGACGACAACGACUGGACUGUUUCGGAUGAUGAGCAGGUACAAGAAAUCAGAGCACGUGAUGAAAGUAAAGAGCUCGAUGCCAUACCAAGGGGGAAUCUGAUAGACCAGUCUGAAAAUAAAGUAGCAACGAAAAAGAGCGAUAGCCUUGAUGGCGGACCCAGCAACUUCAAUCCUAUUAGUGAAUCCAAUGUGGUUGAUACUCUUUUACAAGAGAAAAAUAUUCGUCAGAGCGAAACCCUUUCUGAUGGGAUGAGCAGCCGAAGCACAAACGAUAAUGGUGAUGUGAUGCCUGUGUUGCCACGAGUAGACUUGGAAGUGAAACCAGAAUACCCUCCAUUAUCCGUCGAAAAAUCAGAUGAAUCGAAUAUUGCAUUUCAAGUUAAAAAUCAAAAUCAAGGAAAGGAUACAAAGCCAACUGGGGCGGGAAUUCGUGAAAUUGCUGAUACUUCAUCCUAUGUGCAUCUUGAGACCUCUCACAGGAGUGAUGAUUGCGUGGUUCAUUCAUUCGAUGACGUAAAUAAUCGUCUUAGUGAUGCGUCACAGGAUGUUGGCGUUCAAGAUCUUUGCGACAACGAUCCACAAUUCCAUCAUUCGAAUCUAGUUGACGACUUGUAUCAGAUGCCAGAACUGGCAGCAUACCUUGACGAUCUGGAAAAUGUGGCUGCCAAACAAAAGAUGAGUGACGAACAUUCACUCCAUACUUCGUCGUCGUUUUUGGAAGCGACUGGCGACGUCAAACAUGUUCAAGGCAGUAACGACCAAUUGAUCCAUGAGCAGACCGGAAGUUAUUUGACGGAUACCGACAAGGAAAAGAGGGAUCCAACUCCUCGUGUCUCCUUUGCCGAACAGCCUUCCUACUUUCCAGGCCAGAUUCCGAGGAACGAUCAAAAGAGAAGCAGUAGCCGGAACAACCACAAGAAACGAAAAAGCAGCAAAGGGCGCCAUUCUAACCGAGAUAUGGCAAUAUAUAGCGGCGAUGAUGGCGAUCAAGUGGCGGAGAAAUACUGGCAAAGUAUGCCGAAACGUUCUUCUCGUAAUUCUAGCAAAGACAUCAAGAAUGAAACAUCAUCAUCAUCCCGGCGGUCAUCUCAUCACCGAAACAACUCUAGACGAAGAAGCAACUCGCGUUCCAGACAAUCAAAGCAUAGAGAUCAACGGAGCCGAACGAAGAAUCGUCAUGCAGCUGAUGAGCAAGAGAUAGAAACGCCACAAUUGGAGGAUGUGAAUUUGUACGAUUCGGCCAAUAGUUCGGACGAACAAUUUGAUGAUGAAUAUGAAGCAGAAGCCCGAGGACGAGGAAGACGGAAGCACCGAUCAAAUAAGCAUCGAAGAAGGAAAAGUGGGCGACAAUCGAUUUCCUUGCCAAGAGAUCAUGCAGAUUACGAUCAAUCACCUUCCCUCAAUCGUUCCACAUCGGAUCGGCGGUCGCACAGGCGAUCUUUGAGCGUGAGUGAGAUCGAAACGCGGCAAUUGAUGCAGUCACACUCAACACGUGAGAUGGAUUCGACGAGAGUGCAACGACAGUUCCGAGACUUGGAGAGUCCAAAACGGACCUCUAGCAAGAAACGAAAAAGUCGGAGAGGCAAGGCGGAGAGUCGGAAUCGAAGUAUCAUAUGCUGCGGCAUUUUGUUUUGCCUUCUGUCAACAGUUGGAGUUGUGCUAUUUCUUGUCAUGCAUGAAAACGUCAGCGAACCGGAACCAUUGACACCUGUAAGACAAUCCCCUAUUGUAUUGAGGGCUCCCACUACAGAGAAAUGCCGUUCCAUUUCCCAAGGUGUUGACACCAUUUCAGAUCAGACGGAAUCUUCAUCUGAGCUGAAACAAUUUGAAAUCAGGCUGGAAGUGGAACCUAGUGGCCAAAUUGGCGAAUCUGAUUUGCCUUUCAUGCCCUUGUUGGAGUCGACACUACAAGCACUUGUAAUGCCGGCAUUGGUUGGGUGCGAGCCUGUGACUCUUCGUCGGUAUCGUCGCAUGAUGGGACCACCCCUCGAAAGUCGGCGAAGGAAUACGGAACGACUACCGCACUAUCUCAUUUCAAACGGCUUAAUCAUCGAUGCACAAUUUGAUUUAUAUCCUCUUGCUUCAAAAUCAAGUCGACCGUUCAGCUAUCCUGUAAAAGUUCUCAUCGAUAUCUGGGUCCAAGAAGAAGUGGACAGCUACUUGUUGGCGAACAAAGUAUGGAAGGCAUUCGAUGAGUUCAUGAGCUCUCCAGGAAUUCCAGAAGACUUUCCAAUUGCAUCAGCUGUGGUGCUUAGUGUUGAUCCCGUUCGUGGAGCUCAAGAACCAAAAGAAGGUACCGCAUUUCCAACUCUUUUACCAUCCCCAAGGCCAUCACAAGCACCCAGCAUUACCAGCAGCGCAUCUCCCACAAAGCAGCCAUCCUCCAGUCCGAGUAUUUCUCCGUCAUCUUUCCCGUCCUUGAGCCCCACUGGACUGCCUUCUGCAAAACCGUCGUCCGUACCCACCCAUAUACCAUCAUUGCAACCGUCCAAAUUUCCAACUCCAAGACCAACAUUGAACCCUACAGGUUCUCCGACGGUUGCGCCUGUGACUUUCAGCCCAACAAGACCCCCAGUUCCGAUCAAUGCAUCAAUUGAUGUCGUCAUCAUCGGGGCCGGAGCUGCAGGUUUGAGCGCCGCCUAUCAUCUGCAGCGCGAGGGAGUUUCAGUGGUUGUACUGGAAGCUACCAAUGAGAUUGGAGGUCGAGUAAAAAAGGACUCAACAUGGGACUUGGACCUUGAUCUAGGGGGAGAAUGGUUAGACUAUGCGACUAGUGACUUUAGUAAUGGCAAUGACAUGUUGAGUGCUAUUCUGGAUCGAACAGUCAAUAAGCAGACCAUUCGAGAGCCCAACUUAGCACAUUAUUGGAGUGGAUCUACAAUGCGAUAUGACCCCCCUGGUUCCACUUCCACUGACCAUCGUUGGGUCGACUCUACUUGGUGGGAUUUCUUAAACCAAGAGUUGAUGUCAAACCUCCAACCCAAUACUGUGAUUUUGAACAGUAUCGUAAAGACCAUCGACUAUGGAUACGAAAGGCCACUUGUAAAUUGCGAAGAUGGUAGAACUUAUGAGGGAUCAUAUGUGAUCGUAACGGCAUCUAUGAAAACCCUGCAAGAUGGCAUGAUUUCAUUUGUUCCAAGUCUGCCUUCAAGAUACCAAGAAGCAAUUGAUGAUAUCGAGAUGGGCAGUGGUGUCAAGGUCUUUUUAGAAUUCACCGAAAAGUUCUUUCCUGAUAUUUUCAGGUUGGAUCCCGAUACGGAAACGUAUAAUUUCGAGGAUUGCGAGUCCUCUCGUCAUGGAGUGCGAUACUUCUACAACCCAACCUAUGGACAAACGUCGACCAAACAUAUCAUGGGCAUGUUUGCAUACGCGGACAUUGCUGAUUUGUACAUUGGAAAGCCACACGAUGCGAUAAUUCAGAGUAUUUUGAGCUUACUGGAUCAAAUUUUCAACGGCAAAGCAUCAGCCACAUUCGUCAAGGGUGUGGUACAAGAUUGGUCAUCGGAGCCCUAUGUGCGGGCAGCAUAUACAAACUUUGCACCCAAGAAUGCUGUGGAUCGGUUGCGAAUUCCAAUUGACAAUAGAGUGUUCUUUGCUGGAGAAUCCGUUUUCUCGAAAGACUCGGAUUGGGGUUUUGUCCAAGGAGCCGCACUCUGCGGGGAGGAUGUGGCCGAAGACAUAGUAGAUGCUAUCAAUGGAAGGUAG